Molecule: messenger RNA, 1908 nt
Organism: Hansenula anomala
Lineage: Eukaryota; Fungi; Ascomycota; Saccharomycetes; Phaffomycetales; Wickerhamomycetaceae
Gene: PTR3
Product: Ptr3p
Exons: 1
Coding region: 1-1908 (635 amino acids)
Molecular function (GO): protein binding
Source: RefSeq, a predicted model, not a curated record
AUGUCAACUGAUAAUCACUCCCCAUCUCCUGAUACACUAAAAGAUGGAAUCAUCAAAUCAAUAACGUUACCCAUUUCAAGAGAUGAAGAUACCAAUGAACUAGUGUAUGAUAUUGUCCCAGAUGCUUUCAUCCUAUCUUGUGGUUGUAUCCUAUCUAAAAACUUUGCCCUUCAACUAUCUUCAAAUUCAAAAUUGAGCUGCCCAAUCUGUUAUUCAUCAUCAUCAUUAGGUUAUGAUUUAAAACCUUUACAAAAUUUAUAUUAUGUAUUAUACCCAAAUGAAUUUGAAAAUAAUCAAAAAAAGGAAUCAUUAUUAUCUUUAUUCUAUUCUGUUGCUAAUUCUAUAAAUGACAAAACAAAAACAUCACCAUCUAAAAAAUCAACAACAUUAGUUAAACAUCUCAAUACCAAACCUACCACAACAAGCACAACACCUUCAUCAACUUCAUCAUCUAUUAAUGAAACAAUACCCAUAACUACAAGUUUGAAGCAAUUCCCUACAAACUCAACAAAUUCAAUUACGAAUUCCUCAUCAAUAAUACCUUCAUUACCACCACCACAAGAGCAAUCCAUUAUAUCAUCAUCACCUUCAUCAUCUACAAUCCCACAUCCCAAAACCGAAUCACCACAAGAACAAAAAGUUUACUUGUUUGUUAAAUGCUUCCCAACUUAUAGACGUCAUUUCCAAUACAACACCCAUUCAAAAUUCCUCAAGACGAAAUCUAAAAAUUUUAUAAAUACUUCAAUAUCACCAUCAUCAAAAUUUUUCGUAUUAUUAAGUGUUAAGAAAUAUGAAGUUUAUUCAAUAUCAUCAGAUUCUAAAACCGCUCCAAUUUUACACUGUUGUGGGAAAUCAAAUGGUGAAUUUGGGUUAAAUUUUGAAAAUUUACAAAAAAUUUCAAAUGAAGAAUUGAUUAUUGGUGGGAAUAACAAUAAUGUUGCAAAUAAUGAAGUAAUAAAGAAAAAAUUAAACGAUUGGGAACAUUUAUACUGUUCAAUAAGUGAUGAAUAUUUAGUCAUAUCAGGCACAAAUGGAAUUUUCAAAAUUAUUGACCUGAUUAACCAACCUGGGAAACCAAUCUAUCUCUACAUUUCAAACUUCCCCAUCAGAUGUAUUGAAAUCUCCCCCAAUUCUCAAUUGAUUGCAUAUGGUAUCACAGGGAAAGAUCGAAUCCUGGGAACAGAACAAGCAUUAGUGGUCUUACACAAAUUAAACAACCAAGAAGGUGGUACUAAUAACUCCAUUUUCACAAAUGAUCCAAUCACUAUAACAUUCCCGUAUAGAGACCCCAUCAACAACUUAUCCUUCUCCUCAGACUCAAACUAUUUAUCAUGUUCCACAGCAUUAGAAUCAAGAUUCCUAACAAUCUGGGUCAAGAAUUAUACAGAACCUAAACUAGUUAUGAAAUCUAUAAGAUCACUAGACACAUCAUUGGAGAGUGAAGGUAUAACAGACAUUCAAAUGUUUCCUAAUAAUCAAUACAUGAUCAUAACUUCAGCUUCGUUCAAUGCCGCACCAAUCAUUAUUGAUAAUAACAUCUCAUCAAUAAAUGGAUUACAAACGGUGGCACAACCGAAAAUGCUGCUCAAGUUGGAUGAGAUUGGUUCAUCGAUCCACAAGAGUGCUAUAUCUCCAAGGAACGACACCGUUGCGGUGUUGGAUAAGAAUGGGUCGGUGUAUUUGAUAUUUGCCACGAGGAUGGAUCAGGAAUCUAAAAGAAUAUUCAUAGUGGACCAGGUUAGUAAUGCGUUUAGGAAAAGAGAGAGUGCAAGUUUGAAGUUUUCUAAAGAUGGGCACAAGUUGUAUAUAUUGGAUAGGAAGGGGAUUUUUUAUAUUAAUGAUUUUGCAGCUGGUUUGCCACAGAAUCCUGAGAUAACUAGGUGUAAACCUCUAUUAUGGGGGGAUUGA